CCCAUGAAAUGAAUAAAAUAUCUAUCUGUGUUUAGAUUGUAGCAAUCUUUGUCGGUUGACUUAGGUUUAUGCAAUUCUAAAUAAUGAAUCUAAACUGAAGCCACAAUUACAACCACUUUGCUCUUUCUUCAUUUACUUUGUUGUCAUCCUAUCAUGGCUGAAUCAUUUGUGUUUGAUAUUGCUGAUUCACUUCUUGGAAAGCUUGCUUCAUAUGUUUGUGAAGAAGCUUCUCGAGCCUAUGGUGUUUAUGAAGAUCUUCAAGAAAUCAAAGACACUCUAUCAAUUGUCAGAGGACUUCUAUUGGAUGCUGAAGAAAAGAAGAACCAACAACAUGUCUUGCGUGAAUGGAUGAGACAGAUUCAAAACAUUUGUUCUGAUGCUGAAAAUGUAUUCGAUGGAUUCGAGUUGCAACACAAAAAAAAGCAAGUUCUAGAAGCUUCUAGCAGCACAAGGAUGAAGGUAAGGCAUUUCUUAUCUCCUUCUAAUCCCCUUGUUUUCCGUCCUAAGAUGGCACAUCAAAUCAAAGAGAUUAAGGAUAGAUUGGAUAAGGUAGCUGCUGAUGGAACCAGGUUUGGUCUUGCAACAAUCAAUGUUGUUCCUGGACUUGUUCUGCAAGGAAGAGAAAUGACUCACUCCCAUGUUGAUGCUUUAGAUGUUAUAGGAAGGGAGCAUGAGAGGGAAGAUAUUGUCAAGCUUUUAAUGCAACCUCAUCCUCAAGGUGACGGUGAUGGUGAUAAAAGUCUGUGUGUUAUUCCCAUAGUUGGAAUUGGAGGAUUGGGGAAGACCGCACUUGCUAAGUUGGUAUUCAAUGAUAAGAGAAUGGAUGAACUGUUCCAAUUGAAGAUAUGGGUGUGUGUCUCUAAUGAUUUUGACAUCAGGCAGCUAAUAAUAAAAGUCGUCAACUCUGCUUAUGCUUCAGAUUCAGUUCCUGCGGCCGCGGCUCUUGCUCACCAAGAAAACAUUAACAACUUUGAUAUUGAGCAACUACAAAAACGUCUUCGAUAUAAACUUUCUCGUCAAAAGUUUUUGCUUGUAUUGGAUGAUAUUUGGAACGAAGAUCGUGCAGAAUGGAUUAAAUUCAAAGACUUAAUAAAAGUUGGUGCACCUGGAAGCAAAAUCAUAGCAACAACUCGUAGUAACUCAAUUGCUUCAAUGAUGGGUACGUUUCCCUCGUAUGUCUUAGAAGGUCUUUCACAUGAAAAUUGUUUAUCCUUGUUUGUCAAAUGGGCAUUUAAGGAAGGUGAAGAAGAUAAAUAUCCAAAUCUAAUGGAGAUCGGAAAACAAAUUGUGAGAAAAUGUCAAGGAGUUCCACUAGCAGUGAGAACAUUAGGAAGCUCUUUGUUCUCGAAAUUUGAUGUAAGUAAGUGGAAAUUUGUUAGAGACUCAGAGAUAUGGAAUUUGAGACAAAACAAAGAUGACAUUUUACCUGCACUUAAGUUAAGCUAUGAUCAAUUGCCUUCUCAUUUGCGGCAUUGUUUCACAUACUUUUCACUUUAUCCAAAAGAUUUCGGCUUCACAGGUGUUGAAAUCACUAAACUCUGGGUGGCACUGGGAUUACUACAAUCACAAGAUGGAAAUCAAAGGCUGGAGAAUAUUGCAAGAGAUUACAUAGAUGAGUUACGUUCAAGAUCAUUUCUUCAAGAUUUUGAGGACUUUGGGCACUUCUACAAUUUCAAAGUACAUGAUUUGGUGCAUGAUCUUUCAUUGUAUAUUGCGAAAGAUGAGUGUGUAGUAGUUGACUCAAAUACUCGGAAUAUAUCUCAGCAAGUAAGGCAUUUCUCAAUGGUUGAAAAUGGUUCACUUAGUGCUUUAUUCCCCAAAUCCAAAAGUGUGAGAACUAUACUAUUUCCCAUCGAAGGAGUGGGCGUUGACAAUGAAUCUUUGUUGGAUGCGUCAAUAUUAAGAUACAAAUAUUUACGGAUUUUAGAUUUGAGUGAUUCUUCAUUUGAGACUCUGCCCAAUUCAAUUGCUAAAUUGGAGCACUUGCGUGUUCUCAAUCUCUCUGAUAACUGCAAUAUCAAAAGACUUCCCCAUUCUAUUUGCAAACUGCAAUGUUUGCAAGUUUUGUCACUGAGUGGUUGCAUGAAUCUUGAAACAUUGCCUAAAGGGUUAGAUAAACUAAUCAGCCUUCGACAACUGUAUAUAACCACAAAGCAAUCUGUCCUUUCACUAGAUGAAUUUGCAAGCUUGAGCAAUCUUCAAACACUGAGCUUUGAAUAUUGUGAUAAUUUGAAGGUUUUGCACGGAGAGAUGCAACUUGCUACCCUUGAAGUAUUGAUUGUUCGUUCUUGUUCAAGACUUAUAUCCUUACCUCGUUGUAGUCUAUCUGAAUUAGAGGCUCUACUAGUCUCUGAUUGUAAGAUGCUACAGUUCGGACUGCCAGAGAAUCUUCAAAGCAAAACGAAAAGAUGGAGGAUGAAUUUUCUUCUUCUUGAUAAUUUUCCAGAGCUACAUACAUUGCCAGAGUGGAUUGAAAGAGCCGCAGAGACUUUACAGACCUUGAUAAUUUCAAAUUUUCCAAUGCUUCAGAGGCUUCCCGAGUGUUUGACGAGAAUGACUCAUCUUAAAUUGCUCUAUAUUGCCGACUGUCCUCUUUUGGAUUCUCUUCCAAACGGCAUGCAACACCUCACUUCCCUUGAUGAUUUGACCAUAGAUGAUUGUCCUAAAUUAUGUCGAAAAUGUCAAGCAAGUUUUGGGGAGUACUGGCCCAUGAUUUCUCACAUUAAACGUGUUUCCAUUGGAGAACCAGAAAAAGAGGAGCGCCAUGAAAGAGGGGGGUCUGUCUUUGGCAACACUGAUCUACUACCGUACCUUUGGUCUGAGGUUGUGGAAGGGAAAUGAUGAGAGACUAUCAAGCAGUGAAGUUAGUGCACACGUUUUUUUCAUGGAUGACAUAUGCUGAGGCCAACGUGCUUUAUAAGUUUGGAUAGUAAAAUCUAAACACAUGUUAAUGAGUGCUCAAAAUGUUUAGAUUGUAAAAUCUAAAACGUGUAAACCUGAAUGUUUAGAUUGUAAAAUCUGAAACAUGUAAGCCUAUAGAUCAUAAAUUUGUUUUGUGUGAUCUAGAUUACAAUGACACUUUAUGUGAACUGGAAUGCACGGGAACCUGUAUAAUUUGAUGUGUUAGACUCAUUUGAUGUUCACAAUAGAAAAAAGAAACUAUAAAAUCUUGCCCA
Vicia villosa (hairy vetch) is the source of this 3176-nucleotide messenger RNA. RefSeq names its product putative disease resistance protein RGA3. Gene Ontology annotation, molecular function: ADP binding; protein binding. The transcript is spliced from 2 exons. The record is from RefSeq and is a predicted model, not a curated record. NCBI's taxonomy places the organism in Eukaryota, Viridiplantae, Streptophyta, Magnoliopsida, Fabales, Fabaceae. The coding region runs from base 154 to 2841 and encodes 895 amino acids. Gene Ontology annotation, biological process: defense response to other organism.